AUGGCUGCACCGACCAAGUUCAGUUUUUCCGUCAGGAGCAUCCUGGAUUUGCCGGAGCGAGAUGCGGAGGCAGCACCACGGUCCUCCCCGGUUUACUCCUCCUGCUCGUCCAGCUCGCCCUACACCUCCUGGAUCGAGUGCGACCGGAGCCCCUGCAUGUCCUCCGAUGAGGGCAGUUUCGAGGCCUCCCCAGACUCCACCAAGCCGGAUGACUCGUCCCUGGACUCGGAGCCAGAAAGAACCAAAAAGAGCAAGAAGCGUCGAGUUUUGUUCUCCAAGGCCCAAACCCUGGAGCUGGAGAGGCGCUUCCGCCAGCAGCGCUACCUGUCCGGCCCGGAGAGGGAGCAGCUGGCCCGCCUCCUCAGCCUGACUCCCACGCAGGUGAAGAUCUGGUUCCAGAACCACCGCUACAAGAUGAAGCGAGGCCGAGCGGAGGGAGCGCUGCAGGACGUGGAAAUAGCGCAGCCUCCGCCGCUGCUGCGCAGGGUCGUUGUUCCGAUCCUGGUCCGGGACGGGAAACCUUUUCACACCUGCUUACUUGACACGGAGAAAGUGAGCUGUUUACCUCCAUCCUCUCAGGCGGUGCCCUUCCCUUUAGCCUACCCGUCUCUGCAGCAUCCCUCCGCGGUCGCUCUCCCUCCGAGGUACCACCAGCACUUUCCAGCCGCGGCGGCCUCCAGAUUCGCCUGGAGAGACUUUUGGAGCGACUCGGUCCCGUUUAAUUCCUUCAAGUGA
Messenger RNA from Stegastes partitus (bicolor damselfish), 735 nucleotides. RefSeq names its product NK2 transcription factor related, locus 9 (Drosophila) (gene nkx2-9). The transcript is spliced from 2 exons. Gene Ontology annotation, cellular component: nucleus. Gene Ontology annotation, molecular function: DNA-binding transcription factor activity, RNA polymerase II-specific; RNA polymerase II cis-regulatory region sequence-specific DNA binding. The coding region runs from base 1 to 735 and encodes 244 amino acids. Gene Ontology annotation, biological process: regulation of transcription by RNA polymerase II; cell differentiation. NCBI's taxonomy places the organism in Eukaryota, Metazoa, Chordata, Actinopteri, Pomacentridae. The record is from RefSeq and is a predicted model, not a curated record.